UCGUUUUGUAUUGAUUUUAUAUAAUAGUGCUACCGAUAGUUUCUAAUCGUGUACAAUAAAAUUCAUUAAUAGCCGGUUGUGUGUUUAUUAGAUUUUUCAAUAAUACAAAUCUUACAAUGUGCGCGUUAAAAGAAUAUAAUUUAGAUGAAAUAAUACAAAAUGUUGCUCAGUCCUGUGAUCUCUUAGACUGGAACUAUUCAUUGCGUGAUUUUGAGAGUAUAGGCCAAAAUUAUUUCGGUGUUCUGGUGCCUCUUUAUUUAAUAGGUACUGAUGGCUCUGGAAAAGAGGUUAAGUUAUCGUUGGUACUAAAAUUGGCUCCCACUGAUAAGAGAUUUCGUCUUAGCGAUGCGGUCACGCGCAUGUUUGACCGAGAAAUGUUUGUAUACCGUGUGGUCUUGAGCAAAUAUAGAGAAAUACAGAAAGGUUUAUCUGUCGUUCACUUUGUUGUACCUACGUGUUAUUAUAUACACCAAAAAUAUUGUGAAGAGGUUAUAGUCAUGCAAGACAUGCGUGAAGAUGGCUACAUACCUUAUACUGGGCAGACAUUUUUGGAUUUGGAUCACACGAUUGUAUCACUCAAAUCGUUAGCAAAGUUUCAUGCAUUGUCAUUCAUAUUAAGACAAAUCGAUGAGAAACUAUACACUGAGAUUAAACAGAAAUGUGUACCUCUAAGCGACUUGACUGAUAAAAGGUUUUUGGAAGUGUUAAAUGACAGACUUUUAAAAGCACUGGAGAAGUUUGCUGAUACAGAAUAUGUAUCACUGUUGUCAAACUUACAGCGAAACUGUGCCGAAUAUAUCAAACAGACUGUAGAAUUUACGGCAGCAACUUGCAUUUGCCAUGGUGACAUGUGGAAAGAAAAUAUUCUUUUUAAAUACAGAGAUACGAAACCUGUCGAAGCAUGUAUUAUUGACUAUCAGACCACUCGUACUUGCAGCCUGGCUUAUGAUGUUCUCUACCUUAUAACAAGUAGUACAGAUUCAACUUUGAGAAGACAACAUUAUGGACAACUCUUGGAUACUUAUUAUGAAACGUUUGACAACUAUAUCAAGACUGCUGGAUAUGGUACCGAAACUUUAUACCCUAGGACUUCAUUCGAUAACGACUUGAAAGUGGUUGCUCCGGCAUGCCUCAUUGUGGCUAAUACUGCUUUGUGGUUAUCCAAUGGUUUGCAACAGGAAGGUCACGUUCGAAGUAAAAACAUACCGUCCACACAUGAAGAAAUGUCAACUGCUGUGCAGAAAUAUACAUCAGUAGUAAAAAAUAUAAUUGAUGAUUUCUCUAUGUAUGGUUAUUUGAAUGUUUGAUUAAGUCAACUUUGUUGUUUUUCUUGAAA
Molecule: messenger RNA, 1336 nt
Organism: Cydia amplana
Lineage: Eukaryota; Metazoa; Arthropoda; Insecta; Lepidoptera; Tortricidae
Exons: 2
Coding region: 117-1307 (396 amino acids)
Source: RefSeq, a predicted model, not a curated record